This is a messenger RNA of Oikopleura dioica, 1956 nucleotides long. The record is from the annotation of a GenBank genome assembly. Lineage: Eukaryota; Metazoa; Chordata; Appendicularia; Copelata; Oikopleuridae.
AUGAAAUUUCCGAAGAUUUUCUUGCUCUAUCAGGCAGUUUCUCCAUCAAAAACGCGCUGCCUCUAUGAUCGAGAGCACUUCUCGAACAGUACUCGAAUUGAAAUUUGGAAAGAAUUUCGUUAUCCGAUCACAUGUCAGCGAGAAUGCCAGUAUCGCACUGACUGUACCGGAUGGUCCUGGGCGGGCCAGUACGCUGAGAAAGCGUAUUCAUGUUACCUUUCUUUUAUGUCUGUGUUUUCUGAAAAUGAUUUGGAAACGAGGGACUUUUUCAUUUCUGGGCGGAGAGAGUGUACAACUGGCUUAGAGUCGCCUACUCAGAAUGAGAAUAUCCCUGGCACGUGUCUCUACAAAUCUGGUAUCGCUGGCUACGAGAUAGGCGAAAAGUUCGAUGAUUACGAGGAUUUAAAUUUGGGAAUGCUCGAGCCGCCCCUGACCAAAAUGGUCUUCUGGAGAUAUACAUGUGCAAAACCUUGUCUCGGAACCAAAGAUAUUCCAGGUCGAAACGGACACGUGACGAGCUUCAUGACAAAAUAUGAUUCUGUGAGAUCUGGUUUUCACGGAUUUCCUUUACUUGGAGGCACAAGAACGGCGAUGAGGACGUUUUUCAACUUCACUAAUCGCGACGAUGGGCUUCUAGAGAACGAAACUGCUGCGGAGCGAAUUAGAAAAGUAGAGGUCGACCUAUCUGCACCUCCAUGGGGUGCAGUUUCUAUGAUAAAAUUAAGCACGACAAACGAUCGAGCAGAAAUCAACGAGGAGAAUUUCCACUACGUUGGUUUCAUCAAGUGGUAUCACUCUGGCUUCCUUGCGCUUAAUCCUCCGGAUGCUUUUCCAGAUAUCAAAUGGCACGUAAGAGCAUUCCACGGAUACAUUGACAAGGCGGGAUUCAUCAAUGGUAUGGGUGUUUAUUGGGCUCCCGAUAGUGGCUGCGAAGAAGUUUUGCAAUUGAAUACGCCGAAAACGUCAACGACGCUUCCUUCAACGACGUUCGUGGAUGAAAGAGUUUUCGACACGGAACCGACAACAACUGCAAUCUUCACGACUGAAGAGAUUAAAACGACGACACCAAAAUCGCCCCCUACGUCUACCGUAUCAGCAAUCGAAGAUCCGCCGCCAACAGCAUCCAUAUCAUCAACAGUUACGGCGAGCACUCAAAGCCUUCCGAAAGAAUUCAACGGACUCGUAAAUCAAGCUGCGUCGAGUUUAGCAUCAGACGGAUGUUUGGUCGAGUCGCAGGCUGACUAUGAAUUUCAACGCUGCCAGCUGGACGGAGUCGUAAUCAAUACUCGCGAGGAUGGCUACGGAAGAAACAUGGCGAACUUCAAAUUUCCACCAAGAACGAAAUGUCGGGUGAUCAAGUGUCGAGCAGAGUUCGGCGGACCGUGGACGCGCAACAUGCAUUGCAAAUGUGACACGUUUGGUUGUCGUUGGAUAUCGAUGAAAUUCCAAAGUGACAAAGCUGGUCUUAGUCCGCGGACGUUUUGGGACCGACCGAAAGAAAUUCAGAAUCAAUCGCCUGAGCCUGUUUUGACUAUUUGUCAUAAAGGGUGCCCGGCGCUCAAUGAAGAUAUCUUCGACGUGAAACGUUAUAAAAUAAUGAAAUCGAAGUUUCGUGAAAAAUUCGGAACCGAAUACAAAAAUCUUACGUCGCCCAGUGGUGAAAGUCUUUACCCCGUUAAAACACUCGUUACAUCAGGUAGGUGCAAAAACGGUAAGAGAAAGGGAGAGCUGAUUUUCAAAAGAGCGAAGUGCUCUUGCGGCGCCUGGAAAUAUGCAUCAUUGAGAGAAAACUGGGAGGAAUGCAAGUCCCUCUGCAAGAACGGGGUUUGCCAGGGGAAAUGCGAAAGAGAUGUGUAUGCAUGUCGAUGGGCGAUCUGGAAAGACGCCGCUGGAAACGAUCCCUUCGCAAACGACGAAAUUUUCGACGAGUGGGUGGAUAACGAUAGAUGUACAUAA